Molecule: messenger RNA, 549 nt
Organism: Miscanthus lutarioriparius
Lineage: Eukaryota; Viridiplantae; Streptophyta; Magnoliopsida; Poales; Poaceae
Source: the annotation of a GenBank genome assembly
AUGGCGUCAGAAAAGAAGCAGUCGAACCCGAUGCGGGAGAUCAAGGUGCAGAAGCUCGUGCUCAACAUCUCCGUUGGAGAGAGUGGUGAUCGACUCACCCGCGCCGCCAAGGUGUUGGAGCAGUUGAGUGGGCAGUCCCCUGUUUUCUCCAAGGCAAGGUAUACUGUGAGGUCUUUCGGUAUUCGUCGUAAUGAGAAGAUCGCAUGCUAUGUUACAGUCAGGGGUGAGAAGGCGAUGCAGCUUCUUGAGAGUGGCCUCAAGGUGAAGGAGUAUGAGCUUCUGAGGAGGAACUUCAGUGAGACUGGCUGCUUUGGUUUUGGUAUUCAGGAGCACAUUGAUCUUGGCAUCAAGUAUGACCCGUCUACUGGUAUUUAUGGUAUGGACUUUUACGUCGUUCUGGAGCGGGCUGGUUACCGUGUCGCUCGCCGGCGCAGGUGCAAGUCUCGCGUAGGCAUCCAGCACAGGGUGACCAAAGAAGAUGCCAUGAAGUGGUUCCAGGUGAAGUACGAAGGUGUCAUCCUCAACAAGGCCCAAGCAAACACCUCGUGA